This is a messenger RNA of Uranotaenia lowii, 3493 nucleotides long. It is a transcript of the gene Hrd3, whose product is annotated as protein sel-1 homolog 1. Gene Ontology annotation, cellular component: endoplasmic reticulum membrane. Gene Ontology annotation, biological process: ERAD pathway. NCBI's taxonomy places the organism in Eukaryota, Metazoa, Arthropoda, Insecta, Diptera, Culicidae. Gene Ontology annotation, molecular function: protein binding. The record is from RefSeq and is a predicted model, not a curated record. Bases 314 to 2800 code for a protein of 828 amino acids. The transcript is spliced from 5 exons.
CGAAAAAUAAAAACAUCCACCUAUCCACCAGAGAGAAAUCGCGUAAUAUUUUGAAAUUCGUCAGAAAUUUAUGAUUUACAGCUAGAAAUAUUGUUUUAAAAGUAAAUUUUACUGUGUGUUCAGGUGGAGGAGUAUUAAGGGUUGCGAUCGAUUCUUAAGUUAAGUGCGUUGGGUGUGGAAAUCUAUUGUUAAGGCUGAAUUAUAAGAAAGCAGCUGCAAUUGAAGUCGUUGUUUGUCGACUUUGCCAUUGGUCCAUGGCAGAAAGGACACGUCGCCGUUAGAGCAAAUUUUCCCCCAAAAAGGGUUCGGUGGAAUGGUCGAGCGGUUGAAGAUGCGGUGGUUUGCGGCGACGACGUUGCUGCUGGUGAUGAUUUUUCUUAGCCAGUUGACAAACGCUGAGUUGGAACUUAAGGGCCCGGAAGAGGGCAACACUAAGAAGAAGGAUGCAGCUGGAGAAGAGCGAGAUGGCACCGGGUCGGACUCAGGGACCGAAACAAGUAAUAUGAGGAAAUCAACGGAAGAGUUGGAAUUCUGGAAAUCUUUGGAAGAAUCAGUUCUAGGGAAGGAAGCCGACAGCAGGCAACAGGUGGGGGACAAGAAGAGCGAUAAAUCCGGUAUGUUCGAGGGUCUUCCCGAUGAUAUUCAAUUCAUGAGAUCGGCUAUUAAAAUUGUAAAGGCACCGGAUUUGUCCCAGGAUAAGGAAAACCGUAAGAUGUCGGAAAUGUUGAACGAACUGUUGGAGAAUCACGAACGAAUGAUUCUGAAGAUAGAGAGUGAAAUUGAGGAAAUAAAUCGAAUGACCCCUGAGGAUGAAGAGGAGGAACCUAGAGUUUUAUCACCGGAGGAAAUCGAAGCUCAGGAAGCAUACGACAGGGCAAUGGUUGUGAUGAAUCGAACCAAAGUAGAUAAACUGCAAGGGCAUAAGCUAAUGCUGGAAGCCGCUGGGAAAGGACAUUCACUUGCCAGAUGUCAUGUGGCUUGGGCUCAGCUACUCGGAAAUCCGGUUCACAUGGACAUCGAAUCGGCGAAGAAAACCUUUUUGGAGCUUGCAGAACAAGGGCUUCCGGAUGCUCAGAUGGGGCUGGGCUUUAUGUAUGCGACAGGGGUCGGCUUCAAUGUAAGCCAAGCUAAGGCCUUGGUUUACUAUACGAUGGCUGCCAUUGGGGACAACUCUUGGGCACAGAUGGCGCUCGGCUACCGGUACUGGGCAGGCGUGGGCGUUCCUAAUAGUUGCGAAACGGCGCUGGACUACUACCGGAAAGUGGCCACAAAGGUUGCGGAUCAGGUGACCUUUUCCGGUGGUGCAGCCAUUCACAGAAUUCGGUUGCUGGAUGAAAUUGAAAACUCGGGCCCGAGCUCAGGCAUUUUGGAUAAUGACCUGAUCGAUUACUACCAGCUGUUGGCGGACAAGGGCGACGUUCAAGCACAGGUCGGCUUAGGACAAUUGCACUACCAGGGUGGACGGGGAAUUACGCUGGAUCACCAGAAAGCUCUGCAAUACUUCAGUCAGGCGGCUAACGCUGGAAAUGCGGUGGCCAUGGCUUUUCUGGGAAAAAUCUAUCUUGAGGGAAGCGAUAAUAUCAAGGCGGACAACGACACUGCCUACAAGUAUUUUCGGAAGGCGGCUGAACUGGGCAAUCCUGUCGGACAGAGUGGAUUGGGUAUUAUGUAUCUACACGGUAAAGGAGUUGCUAAAAACACGGCUAAAGCGCUAAAAUAUUUCACGCAAGCUGCCGAUCAGGGUUGGGUCGAUGGACAACUACAGCUGGGAAAUAUGUAUUUCAGUGGGAUUGGUGUCAAGCGUGACUUCAAACUGGCUACGAAGUAUUUCAACCUUGCUUCUCAAUCGGGACAUGUGCUGGCGUUCUAUAAUCUGGGUCAAAUGCAUGCGGUCGGUUUGGGUAUGAUGCGUUCCUGCCCGACGGCGGUCGAAUUGUUUAAGAACGUUGCCGAACGUGGCAAAUGGGCCGAACGGCUGAUGGCUGCCCAUCACGACUAUCGCUUGUAUCGAUUUGAGGAAGCUUUCGUGCAGUACGCGUUGAUGUCCGAGCUUGGUUAUGAGGUAGCGCAAAGUAAUGCAGCAUUUUUGUUGGACCGUGGCGAAGUCAAUCUGUUCAAAAAUCGGAACGAAGAACUUAUCCGGGCCUUACAGUUUUGGGGUCGGGCGGCAGCCCAGGGAUAUUCUGCGGCCCAAGUGAAACUUGGCGAUUAUCACUACUACGGUUUGGGUACGACCGUUGACUACGAAACGGCAGCCUCGCAUUAUAGGAUGGCUUCAGAGCAGCAGCACAAUGCCCAAGCUAUGUUCAAUCUGGGCUACAUGCACGAACAGGGUUUGGGAAUGAAAAAGGACAUGCAUCUAGCCAAACGAUGCUAUGAUUUGGCGGCAGAGACUAGCCCGGAUGCCAAAGUUCCAGUUACGCUCGCUUUGAUGAAACUGCAACUGAUGUUCAAAUUCGAAUCACUUCAAGAGUCCCCUUUCAGUUUCCUGCUGAAUCUGAACGAAAACAUUGUCUCCAACUGGGAUCUGUAUCUGAUAACGGUUCUGACCGUACUUUUCGGAGCUGCCCUUUACUUCCGAAGGCCUCAGCCACCGACAGCGGAAGGUGGAGGUGCCAACGAUCAUCAUAACCACAACCCCCGACAGCCGACGCCACAGCCACCGGAACCCGAUGAAGACGAUAACCAGCAACAGCAACCGACGGAUGAGCAUAUCGACGGAACAUCAUCGGAAAGAACCCGUCAACGAACUUCCGGAACGCCACAGCGGGAACAACAACGUGAAGAUGGUCCCCAGUAGAUAAACGGGAAGGGGGAGAGACCGAAACGGUGACGAACGCAACAACAAUCUAGUUUAUCGGCAUCGAUUGCGUAUAUUGCGAGAGAGAAAAGUUUCUUGCAGUUGUUGGGUGGGUGAAUUAACAACUUUUUCAUUUGAGAACCACUCGAUUAAAGUGUUGCCAAUAAUUCGUGCCCGACACAGCUUAUUUUUUUCCAAGGUCUGUGUUUAGUCAUUUAACAAGUGAAGCGGUGUGUUCCGUCGAUUAGUUUAUAAAAUUCGAAAGAAGAGAAAUAUUUUGUAUUUUUAUAAUCGCAUUUCCUUUAUUGUUUUGUUUUAUUAUUUUACUAUUAAAUCGAAAAUCUUUCUGAUAAUCAACAGAAAGGGAAACACUUCGUAAACUGAAAAGGAUGGUGGUAAAUAUAAGCGUGUAGAGCAAUAUGCUUCUCUAAGUUGACAUCACCUGUUAGAUUGAUUCGGUGAUAAUUUCUUUCCUAAAUCUGUAAAACACAAGCGAUUUUUUGUUUUGUGAUUCCUGAUUGAUAAUGAGUUCCCGAGCGCCUCUGGAUUAAAAGAAUAUUAAAUAAAAUCAGCUGAGUUGCGAGCAACUCUUCAAAGUAACUAUAUUAUGGUGGAAAUGGAGCAGCAAGAUUGAAUGCAUUGAAACAGUUGAACGAGAAUGAAAAAUCAUUAAUAAAAAAUAGUCUUUAAUUA